UAAAGAAAAUUCCAAUCAGAAAAGCCACGGACACUCUCCUAUCAUACCCCAAACAGAGCACACUCUCUCUCUCUCUCUCUCUCUCUCUCUCUCUGUGUUACUUCACCCAUCUUGAACAAAAAGUCUUUCAGAAAUCAUGGCUGCUGUUGUUGUACUGUGUUUAGUGACGUUCUUGGCCAUGGCUGGUCAUUCAACUGCGACUUACUGCAUAUGUAAAGAUGGAUUGAGUGACUCAGUGCUUCAGACGGACAUAGACUAUGCUUGUGCAAACGGAGCUGAUUGUUCUCACAUCCUUCAAAACGGAUCUUGUUAUAACCCAGUCACUGUCAAGGAUCAUUGCAAUUAUGCUGUCAACAGCUAUUAUCAGAGGAAAAACCAAGUUUCUGGGAGCUGUGAUUUUUCUGGCACUGCCAUCACCACCCAAGCUGUCCCUAACCAAAUCUCUGGAUGUGUUUAUCCUUCUAGUCCCAGCACGGCAGGAAAUACCAGUACAACCCCAUCACUCAGCCCAUCUACAAGCCCAACAACCCCUUCGGUUUUCGGGCUCGGCCCAACCACAGGAAGUGGAAGCACAACCAACACAAACAACAAGGCCACUGUGACUACUCUCCACCAAAAAACACUCUUGUUUUGGUCUCUCACCCUAACCCUGUUGCUCUCUGGCCCCUUGUUUUCAAGAGCCUGAUCGACUUGCGGUUGAGAUUUCACCACGAUAGCUUAGGUAAAGCAUGUGCUUCUUCUGAGGAGUACCAGGGAAUCAUAUGGAUACAUCUCUCCCCAUGCACCAAGGGCUUUUUUUUUGUUGUCUUUCCUUCUUAUAGGUGAAAAAAUUCUGGGAAUUUGAUUACUUGAAGUGGGGAUGUGGCCUAUAAAACUAGGGUAGAACUUAGAAGUAGAUUGAUCUCUUUCCAUUAGGGUUUUCCUUUUGUAUCUUUCUACAGAGCUAGAGGCAUUAGAAGCUUAUUUUGAAGUUUUGUUGAGAAUGUGCCUGCCCCAUUGAUCUACCUUAAGUUAAAGCUUAGUCUAUCUGAAAGUUGCUGUGGAUGUGAUUGGUUACAGUUGGGAUGUGUGUGUCUUCCCAAUGUACAAUUAAAGAAGUAUAUUGUGUAUUCUAUAUGUUUUUUUAUAA
This is a messenger RNA of Rhododendron vialii, 1129 nucleotides long. Its product is annotated as PLASMODESMATA CALLOSE-BINDING PROTEIN 1-like. The transcript is spliced from 4 exons. Bases 137 to 685 code for a protein of 182 amino acids. NCBI's taxonomy places the organism in Eukaryota, Viridiplantae, Streptophyta, Magnoliopsida, Ericales, Ericaceae. The record is from RefSeq and is a predicted model, not a curated record.